AAAAAAAAACAAACACACUUUUUGUUCGUGUCAGAGGUUAUUAAACUACGCCCUCAUCGCGCGCUCUUCUUCUCCUCCUCUCUCUCUCUCUCUCUCUCACAAUCCAAAUUCGAAUCUCCACUAAUCCACCAUCAGAUCUUAAACCCUAGCCCAAUCCCCUCGAAUUGGGUCUUCUCCCUCGAGAAUCAAAGGAAUCUCUAAUCGCUCGUUUCGAGGGAUUAAUUUGACUCAUCAAUGGAUGUCUCUCGAGGGUUUUCGUUAAUUACCAGAUCCGACUUAAAGAUUGGAAGCAGUGAAUUAGAUGAAAAGGACAUUGAAAGGCAGAGUCUUGGGACGAGUGAUAAUAACAAGACUGAACUGUUGUGUUCUUCUUCCAGCAAGCUUGCUCUCAAGACAGAUGCUGAUUGUAAUAAUAACGGAGCUUUGGUUAAGAGUAACGACUCGGUUUCUACCUGUCUGAACGAUGAUUUAUCCUCUGUUUGCGAUAAACCUGGUUCUUCGGAGUGUGGGAGUUCCAGUAACGAUCCAAUGAAGCUGUGGGAAGCGAUGAAACAAAACGGGUUUCUCUCCAACCCUCACGGCGGGGUUUCAGUGUCCUCUUCUCACGGAGGGAUACCUGCUCCUCCGAGGAAACGCGGUCGGAGAAGCAAGAGUAAUGAUGCUACUGAUAUGGUUAAGAAGAGGAAGGUUGAGAUUGCGAGGAAAGAAGAAGCUGAGAGGUUUGCUAGGUUAGCUGCUCCUAGUGGGCUGCUCAAUGAGCUCAACCCUGGGAUUAUAAACCAUGUGAGGAACAAAAGGCAAGUGCUCUCCAUCAUCCAAAGCAUUGUCGAGUCUGAUAAAGAUUCCGGAAACGUCUAUCACCACCACCCAAUGAGGCAUAGGAAGAACUUGGAAGGUGUCUACACUGAUGCCUCUAGAUAUGACAUGCCAGAUGGUGAGUUCAGUGAAGAUAACAAUACUACAGCAGAUAAGUUAUCGGAAAAUGCCAGUUCCUUGUCGAGCGAGGAGUCAGAAGGUUUGAAUCAUGCUAGUGUUCUUACUGUCAAAGCGGCUACAGUUGCGUCUCAGUGGUUGGAGUUGCUUCAUCAGGACAUCAAAUGCCGUGUUUCAGCUCUUCGCCGAAGCAAGAAGAGGGUUCGAGCAGUUGUGACUACAGAGCUACCUUUCUUAAUAAUGAAAGAGUUCCCAGCUGAUCAAGAGAAUGACCCAAAUUUACUCACCAGUGGAGCUUCGAGGUCUUCCACGGUCGUUAACCACAAGAACAGAUGGAUGGCGCUGUUUAACCAACUCGAACAAACACUAUCAGAAGAAGAGAAACAACUGGAGAACUGGUUAAACCAAGUGAGAGAGCUGCAAUCACAUUGUGACAGAGGUCUGCAAAACCUGAGCUUGAGUUCUGGUCAGAACUUCUUACAGUUAGGAAUGCCAAUUCACUCGAGAGCUGGGGAUGCACUUCUCUCAGAUAAGGAUUUUGUCGUUAGAGCAGCCGCAGCUUCCAUAUACUCGACCUGUAACUUUCUAGCAUCAAAGGAGAAUAUAGCCUUUACCUGAAUUCCUUUGAGCUUCUGACCAGUUUCUGAUUUAAGCUUUUUAGUUGACAACUUUAGUUUAAGCUUUCAUGGCAGAGUUUUUUCUUUCUAUGUCCAUCUGUAACACUAGUAGCAUUGCUCAUCAGCCUUGUCUUUUUCUACUUUUAUAGAUUUAUUUUCUCUGAAUUUAACACCUGAAAGUUAUAAACAUCUCGUCUGAUUAGUAAAAUAGUAUUAAUAGUUA
Brassica napus (rape) is the source of this 1773-nucleotide messenger RNA. RefSeq lists its product as uncharacterized. The transcript has 6 exons. Lineage: Eukaryota; Viridiplantae; Streptophyta; Magnoliopsida; Brassicales; Brassicaceae. The coding region runs from base 235 to 1551 and encodes 438 amino acids. The record is from RefSeq and is a predicted model, not a curated record.